AUGGAAUAUCGACAAACUUUCGGCGAGACUCACACCAAGCCGAUUCUCUGUCUUCAAUACAAUCCGAACAGGAGGGAGAUUUAUUCAGGCGGUGAAGAUGCCUUGAUUCGAGUAUUCGAUGAGACCGGAAAACCAUUGCAGACACUGGCGGAACACGCGGGAUGGAUUACCGGGCUUUGCUAUUGCAAGGAGUACAAGACCCUGUUCUCAUGCGCGAUAGACGGGCUUCUGAUUGCAUGGGGGGCGAACGGGCGACCGAUUCAGAAGAUUGAGACCGGCACUCCAAUCUACUCCCUCGCCUACAACUCCCGCCGUCAGCAAAUCAUGGUCGGUUGUAACAAAGAGGUCCGGGUAUUCCAUCUCGUCAGCCUUGAUGAGAACCAUGGGCCUGGGGGAGGCGCGGGUCCGUUGACCGACAUAAUCGAGCCGAAGGCAAUUUCUUGUGCGGAGCAUGUAGACAUUGUGAGCUGCUUGGUUUCGUGUGAAGGACGGUUCUAUUCUGCCGGAUAUGAUCGGAAACUAGUGAUCUACGAUAUUCCACAUCAUGGAAAUCUGAAAUUGCGAGUGUCCUACGUGCUUCAGAACGCGCACGACGCUGCCAUCUCGUGCAUGAUAUACGGAAAAGAUCCGGACAACAGCUGGCUAAUCACAGGAUCGUUUGACUGUUCAGUCAAGCUUUGGUCGCUCGAUGGCAACCUGUUACAGCGAUUUGAUGUCACGUCGCUUUGCUACGUCAAUCCCACCCAAACGCUUUGGAUAACCGCCAGCUCUCAUGCGCCAAUCAUCUACGAUCCCAAGAGCGGCAUCAAUGUGUCGGACUUUGUACGAACAGGAGACGAAAACGCCCCACAUCAAAUGGGAGGCUUGACGUACAAGCACCUAUUAUUCGUUCCAGAGGUCAAUGAGGUGCUGGCUGCAACGAGCCGAAAGAGCAUCGUGGUCUGGAAGUUCAAUCCGUCUUCAGCUUUGACCGUGUUACCGGGGCAUACAGAUGUUGUGGAGUGUUUGACCUUCACUUCCAAGGAACCACUCCUGAUCUUCAGUGGCGGGGAUGAUGGCGUCAUUAGAAAGUGGGAAAGGUUACAACUGAAUACGUUCAUCCAGGAGACCUUGAUUCUUCCCAGUGAAGAUCAGAAAGAGGAGGAACCGAUGCUCUACACUUUCGCCAGACGCCCAGAAGAGCGUCGCAAAAAGCAAGCCGCGAUGCAUAAACGAAUCGCAGCAAAACUCCACAUGUGGGAGCGCGGAGACUCGCAGACCGACGGCAGUUCCAAAGCAACUCUACUGUCACUCUCCAAGGCCGCACGCCGAACAUUACGGAAAAAGGAAUUCGAGACCAAUUCUGGCGAUAGGGCGCUGAAGGAGCAUCGCCGACAUAUGGAUGAGUUUGAGAGCGCUUCGGGGAGUCUGAAACGGAGAAGUGGGUCUGCCGGUGCCACGAAUAAUCCUGAGAAAGAACGAAGCAGUCAUAAACCUGGGGUGAUGUCCUUGUUGUAUUAUGAAGACUUAGAUAUGCUGAUCUCGGGGUACGAGGAUGCGAAGAUCCAUAUCUGGGGCUACAACGAGGAGAAUGUUCGUUUUGCUGCGGAUGCCAAUGAUCCCAGCGCCGCCAACACGAAUAGAAACAAUGAAAAGGAGCUUGCGGAUGGCGUAGAAAGCACCUUAAUAGCAGAGGGGGCCGUAUCCAACCGCGUGGCGGGAAUGUCCCUAAAGUACACAUUGGAAGACCACAAGGACGCCGUCUCAGGGCUUGCGUGCUUUCAGCGAGAUGGAACGCACUGGUUGCUAAGUGCAGGCUUCGAUCGCCGGAUUUGCAUCUGGGAAUACAAUCCCAUCGUCGGCGUUUUCCAAAAGCGAGACGUCUUCCGCAAUGCCCAACAAGGCUUCGGCAAAGAAGAGCUAGCCGCUGAUGGAAUCAUACUGGACCUCGAAUACGCGCCGGAGCGCAACGAGUUUGCCUACGCUUCGGCCGAUAAGUUGGCGUACAUCCGAAAGUUCUCGCAGAAAGGUUCAGAAAUGCUGCUACAAGUCGUAUUGCAAGGACAUGAAGCUGAAGUCAAUCAGGUCAAAUGGUGCCGGAAGUAUCAGCACUGGAUUACAGCCUCCGAAGAUCGCACGAUUCGUAUAUGGCCGGCCGAAGGGAUUCCUUGCACGCGAAUCAUAAACAACGAUGCGCCCGUGACAGCCUUAUGCGUAGAUCUGAUCAACGGAAGCAUCGUCGCCGGGAUGAGAGACAAAACCAUUCGGGUGUUUGACCCGGAAAAGGGGGAGCUGGUGCAGAAGAACGUAGGACAUACGGAUGAAGUGAGGCGGUAUGUAUCUGCGUCAUGGGAUAACACAGUUCGCAUGUGGAAUGCCCACAUGAAGAAAGGUCAACCACGAUCGGUAGCCAAGCCAGCCGAGGCCACAUUUGCUGGGAUAUUUGACGAGCCUGAAGAAGGGGUUGGUACCACCUUCAUUCAUACAAACCCUCUCGUUCGCCCUAUUCUCCUCUCCCGGCCCGUAUUCAUGCCAGGUUUAACAGCAGAUUCCACGGCAGGGUCAAAUGAUGACCCAGAGCGGCUACUGCUAGAGCAAGCACGCCUACAGGAGGAUCUCCGUUCAACAUUCAACAUACUUGAAACAACAUUGCAAAAUCAGGACGCACAAAAUCGGAAGAAGGUGCACACGAAGCCACCACUCUCAAACGUCCCAACGGCUACGAAUCGAGCGCCGUCGGCGACUCUUGCCCAGUAG
Messenger RNA from Fimicolochytrium jonesii, 2736 nucleotides. RefSeq names its product WD40-repeat-containing domain protein. NCBI's taxonomy places the organism in Eukaryota, Fungi, Chytridiomycota, Chytridiomycetes, Spizellomycetales, Powellomycetaceae. The transcript has 18 exons. The record is from RefSeq and is a predicted model, not a curated record. Bases 1 to 2736 code for a protein of 911 amino acids. Gene Ontology annotation, molecular function: protein binding.